CCAAUGAAUAGAGUGAGAGACCUUCUGCUCCGAUCAAAUUGGGCUUAUGGAGUUCCAGCUGUUCUGCCGGCAGUACUGACGCUAAGCCCGAUUACCUUAAAACGACCCAGUUAUCCGGCAAAUCAACUUGGCCGAUCUGGUUCUUUGUGGGCCGUCCCGCUAUUAUUUUUGAUAGUUAAGUCAUUGUCAAUGCAAGAAGCCACCCCUCCAUCAUGUGAUGUGUAAGCCGGAAGCGGAAACCCAGAUUGACUUGUAGCCCGCAGAUACUUAGAAAUGAGUCAACUUGGUUUG
Aspergillus welwitschiae is the source of this 291-nucleotide messenger RNA. RefSeq lists its product as uncharacterized. The transcript has 2 exons. Bases 4 to 225 code for a protein of 73 amino acids. The record is from RefSeq and is a predicted model, not a curated record. Lineage: Eukaryota; Fungi; Ascomycota; Eurotiomycetes; Eurotiales; Aspergillaceae.